AUGACUGACGGCAUGCAAACAACGCCUGUAUCUGUCCUUGUAAUGUGCCACACGCGAGAAUUGGCCUUCCAGAUCAGCAAAGAGUACGAGCGCUUCUCCAAAUACAUGCCCACUGUCAAGGUGUCGGUGUUCUUUGGUGGCCUGGCUAUCAAGAAGGACGAGGAAGUAUUGAAGAAGAACUGCCCCCACAUUGUCGUAGGAACCCCAGGACGUACCCUGGCCCUCAUCCGCAACAAGACCCUCAACGUGAAGAACAUCAAACACUUUGUGCUGGACGAGUGCGAUAGGAUGCUGGAGCAGCUUGACAUGAGGCGUGAUGUCCAGGAAAUCUUCAGGGUGACACCCCAUGAGAAACAGGUUAUGAUGUUCAGUGCAACGCUAAGCAAAGACAUCCGUCCCGUCUGCCGCAAGUUCAUGCAGGAUCCCAUGGAAGUGUUUGUGGAUGACGAGACCAAGCUGACACUCCACGGCUUACAACAGUAUUACUGCAAGAUCAAGGAUAGCGAGAAGAAUCGAAAGCUCUUCGACCUGCUCGAUGUACUCGAGUUCAACCAGGUGGUGAUCUUUGUUAAGUCAGUGCACCGCUGUGUGGCUCUGUCACAGCUGCUGGUGGAGCAGAAUUUCCCCGCCAUCGCCAUCCACAGGGGCAUGGCACAGGAGGAGCGGUUAUCCCGGUACCAGCAGUUUAAAGACUUCCAGCGACGAAUCCUGGUUGCCACCAACCUGUUUGGCCGAGGCAUGGACAUCGAGCGAGUCAACAUUGUCUUCAACUACGACAUGCCAGAGGAUUCUGACACAUACCUUCACAGAGUGGCCCGUGCCGGCAGGUUUGGCACCAAAGGCCUGGCCGUCACCUUUGUGUCUGACGAGGCUGACGCUAAGACCCUGAAUGACGUCCAGGACCGCUUCGAAGUCAACGUAGCAGAGCUACCAGAGGAGAUUGAUAUCUCCUCUUACAUUGAACAGUCCAGAUGAGUGUGAGGUGUCUUAUCAGUGGAGAACGUGUGUGUGACCCGUGGUGUGACCGUAUUUUGGUGGAUGAGAAAAAAAACCUCAACAUUUAUUUUAAAGUCCCCCUACGACUAUAUGUGGCAUAGUUCAUAAUGAUAAAAACCUUUUUGUUCUUCGCAGGGUGCUUGUUUUUAGUGUU
Molecule: messenger RNA, 1150 nt
Organism: Notothenia coriiceps (black rockcod)
Lineage: Eukaryota; Metazoa; Chordata; Actinopteri; Perciformes; Nototheniidae
Product: ATP-dependent RNA helicase DDX39A
Exons: 8
Coding region: 1-975 (324 amino acids)
Molecular function (GO): nucleic acid binding; ATP binding
Source: RefSeq, a predicted model, not a curated record